UCCCACUUGCAGUUACAGAUAUCUAUGGAUCUGUUCUCCCGUAAAUUUCUUUGUUUAUGAAUAUCCUUCCUUCUUAAUGCUCUGUUCAACUACGAAUCGUCUUUUUCGCCCAAAUCUAAGCACGGUUGCUGCAUCUUAUUAUCUCCUUUUAGGAAACCGAUUAUCACCAAUCUCUAAGAAUACCCUUUUGAUUUCUCCCCGGAUUUCCCUUAUUUCUUUGCUUUCUUCGUCUCCCGAAUCAGGGUUUUUCAGGCCUUCGUUACUCGCUGUGAGAUCGGAACAUACUAUGGCUGCCCAAUCCAGCAAGGGAUCAAUCUAUGACUUCACUGUUAAGGAUGCUAAAGGGAAUGAUGUGGAACUCAGCAAAUACAAGGGAAAGGUUCUCCUCAUCGUCAAUGUUGCAUCACAAUGUGGCCUGACUAGUUCGAAUUAUACUGAGUUGACUAAAUUGUAUGAGAAUCACAAAGACAAAGGAUUGGAGAUUCUUGCAUUUCCAUGCAAUCAGUUUGGAGGUCAGGAGCCAGGGAAUAAUGAACAGAUCUUGGAGUUUGCUUGCACUCGCUUCAAGGCUGAGUUUCCCAUAUUUGAUAAGGUUGAUGUGAAUGGUGAGAAUACUGCUCCAAUCUACAAAUUCUUAAAAUCAAGCAAAGGUGGACUUCUUGGGGAUGACCUCAAGUGGAAUUUCUCUAAAUUCCUGGUUGAUAAGGAAGGCAAUAUUGUUGAUCGUUAUGCUCCCACAACUUCUCCCCUGAGCAUUGAGAAGGAUGUAAAGAAACUGUUGGGGAUUGCUUGAGUCAUCAGCUCACUGCAAAAGCACUAGAUCACUAUGAAUAAGCCAGUGUUUAUGAAGACAGCGUGUUCUUAUCUCUGGAAAAGGAGACUACAAGAGUUUAGAAGUUUUAAUUGAAAAUAAUAAUGUAACUAAAAAUUCGAAUUAUGCUCAUAUUAUUUUCUUCAAUAAUAACUAUGCUUAUGUAGUUAUUCUCAUGUUAUUAUCCUUGUUACUCUUGUUAUAAAUUCAAAUUAUGCUC
Rubroshorea leprosula is the source of this 1031-nucleotide messenger RNA. The record is from the annotation of a GenBank genome assembly. NCBI's taxonomy places the organism in Eukaryota, Viridiplantae, Streptophyta, Magnoliopsida, Malvales, Dipterocarpaceae.